Molecule: messenger RNA, 3333 nt
Organism: Closterium sp. NIES-65
Lineage: Eukaryota; Viridiplantae; Streptophyta; Zygnematophyceae; Desmidiales; Closteriaceae
Source: the annotation of a GenBank genome assembly
AUGCUACUGGCAGACGAAACGGACAUUGACGCCCCUGCGCCGCCCAUCGACCCCACCAAGCCGGCAGUCGAGGUCUCCCAUGCCUCCUUUGCCUGGAGCGCUGCUCCCUCUGCUGCUCCUACUGCUGCUGCUAAUGGAACUGCUUCUAACGGUGCUGCUGGGGGGGGCUCAGGAGCAGAAAAGGGAGGUGGAGGAGGGGGAGACGGCAAGGAGAAGGGUGGAGUGGGAGGGGAGGGGAAGGAGAAGGACGUGGGGGGCACACUAACAGAUGUGACUCUAUCGGUGGAGCCUGGGAAGCUGGUGGCUGUUGUGGGCGCCACAGGGCAAGGCAAGUCGUCGCUGGUCAGUGCGCUGCUGGGCGAGAUGCCCAUGGUGGCAGGGGACUCUCCUCCUAUCAUCAGAGGCCGCGUGGCCUAUGUCUCACAGGUCUCCUGGAUCUUCAACGCCACAGUGCGCGAGAACAUUCUUUUCGGGCUGCCCUACGAGCAGCAGCGGUACGAGCGGGCAGUGAGAGUGAGCGCCCUGGAGAGGGACCUGCAGCUGCUGCCAGGGGGGGACCUCACGGAGAUAGGCGAGAGGGGAGUGAACGUGAGUGGCGGGCAGAAGCAGCGCAUCAGCAUCGCGAGAGCGGUCUAUUCUGACGCCGAUGUGUUCUUCUUCGAUGAUCCGCUCUCCGCCCUCGACGCCCACGUCGCCAAGCAGGUGUACGACACGUGUGUGAGGACAGAGCUUGCCGGCCGCACGCGCAUCAUGGUCACAAACCAGCUGCACUUUCUGCCAGCCGUGGACUGGGUGGUGAUGGUGGAGGGGGGGCGCAUAGCAGAGCAGGGGCCGUAUGUGCAGCUGAAGGCGUCGGCACCCAAGUUCCAGAGGCUGCUGGAGAAGGCAGGCGCGCUGGAGGAGCACGGGGACGCGGAGGUGGGGGGGGAGGGAGGGGAAACAGCAGGGGACGCGGGCAGUGGUGGAGGUGAGACGAGCGCUGAAGCGGCAGCGGCAGCUGCAACAGCUGGCAGCAGCAGUAGUGGUGGUGGUGGUGGCAGUGACUCUGCUGCAGCAGCGAACGGCGAUUCUCGCAGCAGCAACCGGGCUGGGGAGAAGAGCGGAGCGGGGAAGGGGGAGAAAGGCGGGGCAGGGGGAACGACCCUAGUCCAAACAGAGGAUAAGGCGCAGGGGGUGGUGAGCGCGGCGGUGGUGUGGCGGUAUGUGAGGGCCAUGGGGGGGACGGGCGUGCUGGCGGUGCUCAUCUCGCUCUACGUGCUCGUGGAGGCCGCCAGGGUGCUGGCCAGCGUGUGGAUCAGCGUGUGGACGGGGAGUGUUUCUCAGGAGGAGGGUGGUGGGCAUGGGUCGCUGUAUUUCGUGGCGGGGUAUUCGCUCAUCUCGCUGGGCCAAGUGCUGCUCACCUUCGCCAACCAAUACUUCCUCGUGUUCUCCUCCCAGCGAGCGGCCCGUCGUCUGCACGAUGCCAUGCUGGCGGCCAUUCUCCGCGCCCCCAUGUCCUUCUUUCACACAAACCCCGUGGGUCGUCUUAUUAACCGCUUCACUAAAGAUACAGCCGACAUCGAUAAAAACCUCGCACAGUACACGUCGCUGUGCCUGGGCGGCAUCUUCCAGCUGCUCUCCACCUUCGCCCUCAUCGGCGUUCUCAACACCGUCGCCCUCUGGGCCAUCGUGCCGCUGCUGCUGCUCUUCUAUAUCGUCUACCUCUACUUCCAAAACACCGCACGGGAAGUCAAGCGCUGGGACUCGGUGACGCGCUCUCCCGUCUACUCACAGUUCGCGGAGGCACUGAACGGGCUAGCAACCAUAAGGGCGUACAGGGCAGCGGCGCGCAUGGCGGGGAUGAACGGGCGGGCGGUGGACCGCAACACGCGCUUCACCCUUGUCAGCAUGAGCGCCAACCGCUGGCUCGCCAUCCGCCUCGAAUUCCUGGGCGGACUCAUGAUCUUGGCCACGGCUGUAUUCGCAGUGAUGGAUGUGCAGCGGGCGGGCGACCAGGCAGCACUGGCGCCGGUGAUGGGACUCAUUCUGUCGUACGCGCUGCAAAUCACUGCCAUGAUGACCAUGGUGCUGCGCCUGCUCUCCGUCGCUGAGAACUCGUUCAAUGCGGUGGAGCGAGUGGGCAGUUACGCUGACAUCCCCGCCGAGGCGCCGGCCAUCAUUCCGAGCCACCGCCCGCCGCCCGGGUGGCCGCAGCAGGGGGAGGUGUUAUUUGAGGACGUGGUGAUGCGGUACAGGCCAGACCUGCCACCCGUGCUGAGAGGGCUCAGUGCCCUGGUGCAGGGAGGAGAGAAGGUUGGAGUGGUGGGGCGCACUGGGGCAGGCAAGUCGUCCCUGUUCAACUCACUCUUCCGAUUGGCCGAGAUCGAGAGCGGGCGCAUCUGCAUCGACGGUCAGGAUCUGAAGCUGUUUGGAGUGACGGACGUGCGCCGUGCGCUCAUGAUCAUCCCCCAGACGCCCGUGCUCUUCACUGGCACGCUGCGGUUCAACCUGGAUCCGUUCAGCGAGCGCAGUGACAGCGAGGUGUGGGAGGCGCUGGGCAGGGCGCACCUGAGGGAGGUGGUAUCUCGCAUGCCGCUGGGGCUGGACACAGAGGUGGCAGAGGGAGGGGAGAACUUCAGUGUGGGGCAGAGGCAGCUGAUCAGCCUUGCACGGGCGCUGCUGAAGGAGUCGCGAAUUCUGGUGCUGGAUGAAGCGACGGCAGCCGUUGAUGUGGGCACGGAUGCGCUGAUCCAACGGACGGUGCGCGAGGAGUUCAAGGGGCGCACCAUGCUGACCAUCGCCCACCGGCUCAACACCAUCAUGGAUAGCGACCGCAUCCUGGUCAUGGAUGCUGGCAUGGCCUUGGAGUACGACACGCCAGCCAAUUUAGUCCUGAACGAGGCCAGUGUCUUCGCAGCAAUGGUGCGCAGCACGGGCCCUCAGACCGCCAAGUAUCUGCGCAGUGUGGCUCUGGGGGAGGUGGCGCUAGCAGACGAGCUUGCCGGCCGGGCGGCGGUGCAGGAGAAGCAGAUGGCGCGCGAGGCGGCCAAGUGGCGGUGGGCCACUGCCGCCCAGUGGGCCCUGGCUCUCACGCUCACCUCCUCACAGAGGGAUCUGCAGGCCAUGUGCAACGACAGUGAGGGGGAGGAGGGAGAGAGCAACGCACUUGUGGCCGUCACACAACCACCGACCUUCCAGAGAGGCGUGCUGGAAGAGACAAGGGAUGCCGCCCAGGUGCUGCAGGCGGUGCUGUCUGGGCAGCGCAGUGAGGAGAUCUCGUCAGCGCUGACGAGGCGACAGCUGUCGGAAGACAAGUGGUGGACGGCUGUCAGCCGCGUGGUGCAGGGUGAGUAG